AUUCUAAUGGUUGAGAGACCUAUGCCCGAAGUGCCUUGUAGAUUCCAGAAGAUUUACAUGUCAUUGGCAGCCAUGAAAAAUGGAUUCAGAGAUGGGUGUAGGCCUAUCAUAGGCCUUGAUGUAUGUUUCUUAAAGGGAGUUUACAAGGGACAGUUAAUGGCAGCUAUUGGAAGGGAUACCAAUGAUAACAUGUAUCCAAUUGCUAUAGCUGUAGUAGAGGCAGAGACUAAGGACAGCUUGACAUGGUUUCUCGAGGCCUUAUUAGCAGAUCUUGGCCCUAGGGGUCCACAUGGGUGGACUUUCAUUUCAGAUAGACAAAAGUGAUUGGUACCAAGCCUACAUGAGGUGUGUCCUCAUGCUGAACAUCGAACAUGUGUGCGGCACUUAUAUGCCAAUUUCAAAGAUGAUGGUCAUAGGGGGGUGUUAUUGAAGGACCUGUUGUGGAGAGCUGCUUCAUCUUACACACAGACUGGAUUUUAUGCUGCAAUUGAGGAGCUCAAGGGACUAAACCCUAAAGCACAUGAGUACCUAGAAAAGGUUGACCCUAUAACCUGGUGUAGAGGAUGGUUCAACACAAGCACAAAGUAUGACCUUCUGCACAACAACUUGGCUGAGUGCUUCAAUAGCUGGAUCCUUAAGUUUCGGGAUAAGACCAUUUUGACAAUGUUGGAAGGAAUCAGGGGCAACUUAAUGAGAAGGUACCAAAGGAAGAGAGAUGCUAUAAGGGCCAUGGAGGGGAAUGUGGGGCCAAAAAUUAAAGAGAAGUUGGAGAUAGAGGAAGAUGAAGCCAGCCAUUGUACACCAAGUUUUGCUAGUGAUGGUUUAUUUGAGGUUGAUUGCAAGGGCAGGAACUAUGUGGUCAAUUUGUAUCAGAGAACAUGUGGGUGUAGAAAAUGGGAUGUCUCUGGCAUCCCAUGUUGUCAUGCCAUCUCGGCAAUAUGGCAUGGUGGAGGUAACCCAGAUGAUUAUUUUAGUCAUUAUUUUGAAAAGGAGAUGUACUUAAAGGCAUAUGCACCCAUCAUUUACCCUGUACCAAGUGAGGAGCAAUGGGUUAGGACAAAUCAACCGAAGAUUGAACCACCUAAGUCAAGAGCAACUAUAGGUAGACCUAAAAAAGUUAGAAAUAGAGGUGCUGAUGAGACAUCAAAUCCAUACUCAGUUAGAAAGGGUGGCAAGAAGAACCAAUGUGGGAUGUGCAAGAAAUAUGGUCACAAUACAAGAACAUGCACUGUUAGGAUGAGACAUGUUGAAAGACAACAACGUAG
Alnus glutinosa is the source of this 1265-nucleotide messenger RNA. RefSeq lists its product as uncharacterized. The transcript has 2 exons. Bases 7 to 324 code for a protein of 105 amino acids. Lineage: Eukaryota; Viridiplantae; Streptophyta; Magnoliopsida; Fagales; Betulaceae. The record is from RefSeq and is a predicted model, not a curated record.